Messenger RNA from Colletotrichum abscissum, 1824 nucleotides. Its product is annotated as sulfatase. Lineage: Eukaryota; Fungi; Ascomycota; Sordariomycetes; Glomerellales; Glomerellaceae. Gene Ontology annotation, molecular function: N-acetylglucosamine-6-sulfatase activity; arylsulfatase activity; glycosaminoglycan binding. The record is from RefSeq and is a predicted model, not a curated record. The transcript has 4 exons. The coding region runs from base 1 to 1824 and encodes 607 amino acids. Gene Ontology annotation, biological process: phenol-containing compound metabolic process.
AUGCAGCUCACGACGUCAACGUUGGCUUCGGCGGCUUUGUUCCUCAGCUGCAGUGUUGCGGCACAAGGCGAUGCUCAGACACCUCUCGUCGGCCCCGCCCGGGAUGCCAUAUCGCCGUCUUCACGGCCAAACAUUGUCUUCGUCUUGACCGAUGAUCAGGACCUGCACAUGAACUCUUUGGAGUACAUCCCGCUGAUUCAGAAACGGCUUAUUGAAGAAGGGACAUUGUACAAGAAACAUUUCUGCACGACGGCAGUUUGCUGCCCGUCGCGUGCGAGUUUGUGGACUGGCAAAUUGGCUCAUAACACCAACGUCACCGACCUCAACCCACCAUACGGUGGUUUCCCCAUUUUUGUGAAAAAUGGCCACAAUGAGAACUAUCUCCCCAUUUGGCUACAAAAGGCCGGAUACAGCACCUAUUACACGGGUAAAAUGUUCAAUGCCCAUACUGUUUGGAACUAUGACAGCCCGCACUUGAAGGGCUGGAACUCCUCUGAUUUCCUCCUGGACCCUAACACCUAUGACUACUACAACGCCACCUUCCAGCGUGACCAUGAGAAGCCGGUCAACCAUCUCGGCGAGUACUCGACGGAUCUAGUCGCCGAGAAGGCCUACGGGUUCCUGGAUGAAGCUGUAGAUGCCGGCAAGCCCUUCUUCCUUGGCAUUGCUCCCAUCGCACCUCACAGCAAUGUCAACUCCAGUAUCCUUCUCCCAAUCAAGGGCCCAGACGACGAUGUGCCCGUCUCUGAUGACAAGUUCAGGGUCAGCAUCCCGUUAGCUGCUAAGAGGCAUGAGCACCUCUUUGAGGAUGCCAAGGUUCCGAGAACAGAAAACUUUAACCCUGACAAGCCUUCGGGCGCCGACUGGGUUCGUCGCCAGCCCAAGCUCACGGAUGAGAACGUGGCAUACAACGAUAAGCACUAUCAAGGACGUCUACGUGCCCUACAAGCAGUCGAUGAGCUUGUCGACGGUCUCGUGGAGAGAUUGGAAAAGCAUGGCAUCCUGGACAACACCUACAUCUUCUACACGACGGACAACGGCUACCACAUUAGCCAGCACCGACUGCAGCCCGGCAAGGAGUGUGGAUACGAGGAAGAUAUCAAUAUUCCACUGAUCGUUCGUGGACCUGGUGUUCCCAAGGGAGGCGUGACUGAAGCCGUAACGGCCCACGUUGACCUCGUUCCCACCAUCCUGUCGCUCGCGGGUGCCCCGUUGAGAGCCGACUUUGAUGGAGCCCCGAUCCCGCUCUCGACAAAGGACUUGACGGAGUCCUCCUUGACUCGCGAGCACGUUAAUGUUGAGUACUGGGGCUGGGCAAUCACUGAGAGCAAGUUCGGCUUCAAUGGCGAUGACACGAAGCGCAUCUUCAACAACACGUACAAGGCGCUGAGGGUUGUUGGGGAGGGCUACAACCUCUACUACUCUGUUUGGUGCACUAACGAGCAUGAGCUGUAUGAUAUGACCACGGACCCCGGCCAGCUUCGCAACCUCUUGCACGCCGACGAGGCCGCCCUUGCUGCAGGCGCAACCAUUCUCGGCUACCCUCUGAAGAAGGUCCUACCCAGACUCGACUCCCUACUCUUCGUUCUCAAGUCUUGCAAGGGCACGACAUGCUCGCAGCCAUGGAAGGCAUUACACCCUACAGGAAACGUCGGCAGUCUACUCGAAGCCCUCGCACCGCGCUUUGACGAGUUCUACACUCAGCAGACGCGUGUGCAGUUUGAUCACUGCGAGCUGGGUCACAUUGUCGAGGCCGAAGGGCCGCAGUUUGAGCAUGAUGGAGCUGUGUACUGGAAGGGAUCCAAGUGGAGCGACUGGACUUGA